Terrapene triunguis (Three-toed box turtle) is the source of this 531-nucleotide messenger RNA. Its product is annotated as centrosomal protein of 128 kDa-like. The record is from RefSeq and is a predicted model, not a curated record. Lineage: Eukaryota; Metazoa; Chordata; Testudines; Emydidae. The transcript has 7 exons. Bases 1 to 531 code for a protein of 176 amino acids.
AUGGAAUACAGGGUGGACUCUAAGGGCUUCAGGGAGCUGGAGCUUGAAGAUCUGCUGGAGAAGACUCACAGGAGAGAGGAAGAAAUGGCAGCGCUACAGGAGCGUAUCAUGGUCUUAGAAACAAGUACCCGAGUUGCCUUGGACCAUCUAGAGUCCGUUCCUGAGAAACUGAGCCUUUUGGAAGAUUUCAAAGAUUUUGGAGAAUCUCAUCGUCAGAGGGAGAUAAUUGAAGAGAGAUACACUAAAUACAAGGAAAUUGUGGGCUCUCUACAGCAGCAGCUGGAGGAUUCAAAGCGCAGAAUCAAAAACUUCAAAGAUGAGAAAAUGGAUGCUGAUGUUUCCGACAUACAAGCGGCAACUCUCUCCUCCAACUGGCGGACUAAAACCAGCUUUAUGUCUAGCUCACUGCUUUCAGAUUCAGGCUCAUUUAUGAGAAGAAUGGUUCCUUUCGAUUUAAAUACAACCAAGGAAGAUCCCAUUAGUAUUGCUGUCAAUGAAAUGAAGUCACAAGCAGAAAAAGAGAAGCACUAG